UAAUCCCUUUCCCUUUUAGCUCCAGGAAAGGGCGCUGUUUUCCACUUCCGUGUACCGACCGCCUGUAUGGGGUCCCUAGUUUAAGUGCUUAUCUGUUUGAACUGCCACGGCGGAACUCGUCACGUCGGUCGCUGCCAAAACUCUGCGUGGGCUCAUUCGAAAACAUGAGUUUACAAGAGAUCUUUCAGAACAUGAAGCUUGCCCGCGAAUAUGCUUUGCUUGGAAACUACAACUCGGCCAGUGUUUUCUACCAUGGUCUGCUUGAACAAAUCAAGAAACACGUCUACACCACACGAGACGCCCAUCUUCAACAGAGAUGGCAGAAGUUGUGGGAAGAAGUUAGCGAGGAGAGCAGCCAUGUUCAAGAUCUCCUGUCAACACUGGAAAGUGUUCAACUGGAUGCUGUGCCUGGCAAACCAAUUGAACCAAAUGAUUGUGAGAUAAGGCCGAUGCCCAUUGAACUAAGGCAUUCUCCAUGUCCUGUCAGGCGGCCUACAGCCAUAUGUAAAGACAGUAAACCAGUCAACAAUCGGCUCAGUGUGGCCGUAAAAGCCCAUCAAAGGCAUUCAUCCCGGGGGGCCAAUGGGGACAGGCACAAGCCCUCCAAGGCCAAAACAAAAGAUACGAAGGAAACUGCUGGAAAAGCAAAGGAAGAGAAGGGCAAAGGAGACGUCCAAGAAAAAGAAGUCAAAAAAUUUGAUGGGACAGGAUAUGACAAAGACCUUGUGGAAGCUCUGGAGAGAGAUAUCAUAUCUCAGAACCCUAACAUUAAAUGGGAUGACAUUGCAGACCUUGGUGAGGCAAAAAAGCUCCUGAAAGAAGCAGUUGUCUUGCCGAUGUGGAUGCCAGCUUUUUUCAAAGGCAUACGGAGACCAUGGAAGGGAGUGCUAAUGGUGGGACCUCCUGGAACUGGAAAAACGCUUUUAGCCAAAGCCGUUGCUACUGAAUGCAGGACUACUUUCUUCAACGUUUCCUCAUCAACGCUGACCUCUAAAUACAGAGGAGAGUCUGAGAAAUUAGUGCGUUUGCUUUUUGAGAUGGCCCGCUUUUACGCUCCCACUACGAUCUUCAUCGACGAAAUUGACUCCAUGUGUAGUCGAAGAGGGACGUCAGAAGAACACGAGGCAAGCCGAAGAGUCAAGGCAGAACUGCUGGUGCAGAUGGACGGUGUUGGUGGAGCAUCGGAAAACGAUGACCCGUCAAAGAUGGUGAUGGUCCUGGCUGCCACCAACUUUCCGUGGGACAUUGAUGAGGCUCUGAGAAGACGUCUAGAGAAGAGAAUCUACAUUCCCUUGCCCACAGAAAAAGGACGGGUGGAGCUGCUCCGCAUCAACCUGAGGGAGUUGGAGUUGGCCAGUGAUGUGGAUUUAGACAAAAUCGCUGAACAGAUGGAAGGUUACUCGGGGGCCGACAUCACCAACGUGUGCAGGGAUGCCUCCCUGAUGGCCAUGAGGCGAAGAAUCGAAGGACUCACCCCAGAAGAGAUCCGCAAUAUCUCCGGGGACGAGAUGCACAUGCCUACCACAAUGGAGGACUUUGAGUCAUCUCUGAAAAAAGUUUCCAAAUCUGUGUCAGCCGCAGACCUCGAGAAGUAUGAAAAGUGGAUCGAGGAGUUUGGAUCCUGUUGAAGGGUUGAAGCAUUAGUGGUUCUAGCAAUUUCAAAUGUUUUGGGGGUUUUUUUGUAAAUGUGUUCAUAAUCGUCAUGUUAUCCAGCUAUAGUUUUUAAAAUAUUAAGAGCUCCUUUGUGCGUGUUUUUGCACUACAAACGAUAGACCUGAUCAUCCAACAUAAUUUUUUUUCAUUUUAUAGAUGCUUUGAAGAUAGUGUGGUGACAUACAUUGUAUUUAAAUAUGAGUAUAUAAUCACAAUGCACCAAAAGGUCACUUGAACACUUUUUAUCUUGCACUUGUUUUUUUAAGGAACUGUGUGGUUGUUGCACAGUCUAGUGUUGCGAUUUAUAAGCUACAAUUAAAGUGUUUUGUAUGAUAAACUGUCUGGGUAUUAUA
This is a messenger RNA of Corythoichthys intestinalis (scribbled pipefish), 2006 nucleotides long. It is a transcript of the gene katna1, whose product is annotated as katanin p60 (ATPase containing) subunit A 1. The transcript is spliced from 11 exons. Gene Ontology annotation, cellular component: microtubule cytoskeleton. Gene Ontology annotation, molecular function: microtubule binding; microtubule severing ATPase activity; ATP binding. The record is from RefSeq and is a predicted model, not a curated record. The coding region runs from base 165 to 1628 and encodes 487 amino acids. NCBI's taxonomy places the organism in Eukaryota, Metazoa, Chordata, Actinopteri, Syngnathiformes, Syngnathidae. Gene Ontology annotation, biological process: microtubule severing.